Molecule: messenger RNA, 1474 nt
Organism: Paramuricea clavata
Lineage: Eukaryota; Metazoa; Cnidaria; Anthozoa; Malacalcyonacea; Plexauridae
Source: the annotation of a GenBank genome assembly
AUGUGGAUAAAGGAAGAGCAGAUACUGAUGAAAGAACAAGCAAACUAUACUAAUCUUUGUGCUUCACUGCGGUUGUUCGAAGACAAGGUUGGACUUAUGCGUUUAAAGGGACGGUUUGCAAAUUCAUCUUUAGAGUACGAGGAACAACACCCGGUAAUACUUCGUAGCAAGGACAGUAGUUACUUUACUCGUCUGAUUAUUUUGGAGGCGCAUGAAGCUACAAUGCAUCACGGUAUUGAGACAACGCUGGCACGAAUUCGAAGGAACUACUGGAUCGUUAAGGGGAGGAAAAGCGUUAAAGAAGUAAUUCGAAAGUGUGUAAUUUGUACGCGUUAUCAAGGUCAACCUGUGCGGGCGCCUUCUAGCCCAGAUUUACCGGAAUACAGAGUGGAUCAUAUGGCGUACGCGUUUCAGUUCACCGGACUUGACUUUGCGGGACCUUUAUUUAUUAAAGAUGGAUCAAAGAGUAAGAAGUGUUAUAUCCUUUUGCUUACGUGUGCUUCGAGUCGAGCCAUUCAUUUGGAGCUAGUACCGGACAUGUCUAUACAUGGAUUCUUGCGGGGAUUUAAGCGAUUCGUAUCACGUCGAGGUGUUCCCGAGCUCGUAAUCAGCGACAACUUUAAAACCUUCCGGUCAUCCGAAGUGAAGAAGUUCAUGUUACUUCAAGGCGUUAGGCAACGUUUUAUCUUACCAGCAUCGCCAUGGUGGGGAGGAUUCUACGAGCGACUAGUUAGAACGGUAAAAGCUUGUCUUAAGAAAGCUCUAGGCAAAGCGUUUGUGACAUUUGAAGAACUGCAGACUAUUCUGUGUGAUAUCGAAGUCGCGGUAAACAAUCGACCAUUGGCCUACGUAAGCGAAGAUGAUUUGGACGAAGCGCUGACACCAUUUCACUUAAUGUACGGUCGCAGUGUUUCUACGGGAAAGCAAUUCAGAUCGGUAGACUGUGUAGCAAUCUCUAGUUUAGAUAGUCGCAAACAACGGUUGUGGCAUUUACGAAAGGUACUAAAGGAUUUUUGGAAGCGUUUUCGCACGAAUUACCUGAACGAACUUCGUCAAACGAAUCUAUACAGAAAGGUCAAAAGUAAUAACGACAACAAUAUCACGGUAGACGACGUUGUUCUAAUCAAAGAUGACGAACCUGCUCCACGUACGCAGUGGAGAAUAGGAAGAGUGUUAGAACUUGUAAGGUGACGGGACGGACAAGUUCGAGGUGCACGGUUGAAGGCGCUGUUGAAAGCCGAAAGCCGGAAAACAAUCAUCGGUACAUCGACCCGUUCAGCGUUUGAUUCCCUUUGAAAUUCGAGAUAAAUCUACAAUAAACUCAGCAAAUGACGUAGAUGCAGAGGAAGAUAGUGAGAACGAUGAAGUUCCAAAGGGGAUUGUGGUUCAAGACGAUGUUAUCAACGCACGGCCUAAAAGGAAAGCGGCGGUUGAAGGACAGGCCAUGCGUCGAAUUCGCGAACAAUAUACCUAA